This is a messenger RNA of Parastagonospora nodorum SN15, 2074 nucleotides long. RefSeq lists its product as hypothetical. Gene Ontology annotation, molecular function: polyamine oxidase activity; L-amino-acid oxidase activity. NCBI's taxonomy places the organism in Eukaryota, Fungi, Ascomycota, Dothideomycetes, Pleosporales, Phaeosphaeriaceae. The record is from RefSeq and is a predicted model, not a curated record. Gene Ontology annotation, biological process: amino acid catabolic process. Bases 1 to 2034 code for a protein of 677 amino acids. The transcript has a single exon.
AUGAAGAGCUUCAUCACUGCUUCCUCCGCUGCACUUACGUUAGCUAGCGGAGCUCUUUCAACACCUGUUUCCCCUCGCUCAGACAUCAUUCUCUUCAAGCCGGUUGAAGUUACAUCCGACUCUGUCCACAAUGUUCAUAUCACCUACGGGGACGACGCGUUCGAAGGAGACGUCCGUGUAGUUUACGGAGACUGUGAUAUGACCGGUGUUGAUGCACGGCACCACGAAAUUGGUUCUUCUUGGAUCAAACGGUCGUCGCGUCCCGAGCGUCUGGUUUGGGUUGUACCCAAAGAUGCAGCACAUGCAGGUUGUUUACACGCAUACUCGGGCUCAAGACUUCUCGGUCGUUCGGCGCCAGUCUCCGUCAAGCAUCAGCCACGGAAGCGAGAGGAGAUCUCGAAGGUUGCUGACAUGAUGGGCCCGUGGUUCGAUGGGGUCGCGUACAUGCAGUCCAAGCAAAACAACGCGUCCUUUAUCGCAGUCGAGAAGAGCAAAAAGAUUGGUAUCGUUGGCGGAGGAAUGGCAGGCCUGUUAACCAGUCUUCUAUUGGACUCUGUGGGUAUCCACGAUUGGCACAUCAUGGAGUCCUCGCAACGAAUUGGAGGACGUAUCCGCACCAAGUAUCUCGCCGGCACUACUCCGGACCAAUACCAGUACCAAGAAAUGGGUCCAAUGCGUUUUCCCGUCUCGACCAAGUACGCGGACACAAACGAGACCUUGGACAUCCAAGACCACAAAAUGGUCUUCCAGCUUGGAGACGUAUUGAACCAGCUGAACGGGAACAAGAGUGAUUUGCUGGUUAAGUUCAUUCCAUGGAUCCAAAGUAGCCCAAAUGUACCUGCGAACUCAAACGGGUAUCGCCUACCGAAUAGUCGCAUUCCAAGCGCAGCUCAGGUCAAAGCCAACUCUUCUCUGGUUCUGCCUGCUGCAGCAUUUUCUGACGAAGAAGCCGAGACUCAGGCUGAGGAGAAAUUCGAGCACUUCGAAGGCCUGAGCACAGAGGUGAUCAAGAACAUGUCGCGAAACGUGUACCAAGCUCACAGGGAUGCUGUCGACAAGGGCCUGUUCAAUUGGUCGGAAUAUGCAUACCUUCGUUAUGCGCUCAAUGUCAGCGCAGAUCUUGCCGACUACAUGGCGGGUUCCCUAAACUCGGCCCCAUUGUGGGAGUACGAUUCUGGCUACUUUGGUGCAACCACUUGGCGGACGAUUGAUAAGGGCCUCGAAUCGCUUCCUCGCGCUUUCUUCCCCUUGGUCCAGGACCGUCUGACCCUGGGUCGCAAGAUCACGGGUCUGAAGUAUAACAACGACACCGGCAAGGUGGCUCUUGAGUGGCGCCAGGAUCCAUUCGCGAUGAAGCCGCAAAGUGAGGAGUUCGACUAUGCUGUUGUCGCCGCGCCAUUUUCGAAGGUCCGACUUUGGAAUCUUCCCAAGUACUCUUCGCUCCUGUCGCGCGCUAUCAGCAGCAUGAACUACCAACAAUCGUGCAAAGUUGCUCUUCACUACAAGACACGUUUCUGGGAGAAAUUGAGCCCGCCUAUAAUCGGCGGCUGUGGUGCUGUCGACAUUGCGGGCAUCGGUUCCGUUUGCUAUCCCGCGUACAAGAUCAACUCUUCUUUGCCUGGUGUCAUUCUGGCAUCGUACUCAUCUGGCACGCCCGCACGUUCGCUUGCUGCUCUCAGCACUGCCGAUCACGUCGCUUACGCACAACGCGCGAUGGUCGAGGUCCAUGGCGAGAUUGCAGCUGAGCAGUUCACUGGUGCAUACGACCGACAGUGCUGGGAGGUUGAUGAGCACCAGGCUGGAGCUUGGGCGGCACCAUUGGCUGGCCAGCAGGACUUGUACCUUCCUGCCUACUAUAACACAGAGUUCAAGUCCAUCUUCAUUGGCGAGCACACCUCAUACACGCAUGCCUGGAUCUUCUCCGCGCUCGACUCCGCAGUGCGUGGAACAACCCAGCUCCUUUUGGACAUGGGGCUGGUAGACGAAGCCAAGCAGGUUGUUGACACAUGGAUGGGAAGGUGGAUCAAUGUGUAGAUAGAUUCUUCGCUUGAAUAACUGAUGAUUGAAUGAACAA